Fibroporia radiculosa is the source of this 2022-nucleotide messenger RNA. RefSeq lists its product as uncharacterized. Gene Ontology annotation, molecular function: DNA replication origin binding; ATP hydrolysis activity. The transcript is spliced from 3 exons. Gene Ontology annotation, biological process: mitotic DNA replication checkpoint signaling. NCBI's taxonomy places the organism in Eukaryota, Fungi, Basidiomycota, Agaricomycetes, Polyporales, Fibroporiaceae. The record is from RefSeq and is a predicted model, not a curated record. Gene Ontology annotation, cellular component: nucleus. The coding region runs from base 1 to 2022 and encodes 673 amino acids.
AUGCAGCAACCACGUACAACACGAAGCUCAGUACUCGGCAAGCGUCCUCAUCAGUCGCCUUCCGAGCCAGCAACACCGUCCACGUCGGAGUGUCCAUCGUCUCCAGCACAGCUGCCCUUCACGCCCGAUUCCACUCCAAAUCCCAAACGCCUUCGGGUAUCCCCUGCUGUGGUAGACGGAGAUGGUAAUAAGGAAAAUGUACCCCCCUUCCUAGUCGAGAUCCUAGGGACUCCUACUUCUAUAAGAUCGCCUCGUACGCUGCGGCGGAAUAGCACAGAAACUGCUAUCAACGCUCGCCUGCGAACGAUUCGUCGGUAUUCUUCAACAUCAAGUCUCGCCGUCGCACCCGAAACCCCAGCCACUGCUUUCAAUCACCUCUCCCUUUUUACACCGCCACCUACGCCACCCUCAGUUCUUCUACCUCUCCAUGUGAGAGUCCGGGCUCUUCUUCGCCCGACAUGUAAUGGUGGCUCAGGCAUGGCUGGCCGAGAAGCUGAGCUCGAUAUCGUUCGCAAUUUCUUGCACGACUUUUCUCAGUGUGACAUGGAUAUUGAGUCCACUUGGUCUGCACUCUACAUAUCGGGGUCGCCCGGUACAGGCAAGACUGCACUGGUCAACACCGCGUUAGAUGCUUUCCGCUCGCAGGCUAAUCGAGACGGCAUAAUCAUUAUGUCUGUGAAUUGCAUGGCCCUUACCAAUCUAGAUGCAGUCUGGGAUAGAUUAGCGGAAGGCUUGCAGGUUGACAAACGACACUCUCGGAAAGGUAAAAAGUCUCGUCAAUCUUCUCGUCAAUGCGUGGAGGCAUUACUCGUGGAGCACAAAACAAAGUGUGUCAUCGUGCUUGAUGAACUUGAUCACAUAGCUUCGAAUUCGCAAUCCCUUGCUUCCAUAUUUUCUUUAGCUCAAUCACACAAAUCGCAAUUGCGGCUCAUUGGCAUCGCAAAUACACACACCUUGACGUCGUCAUCUACUGCCUUCACCCUAGAGUCGACUAAGGGCGUUGAAACCUUACAUUUUGCCCCAUACGCAUCGGAGCAAUUGCUCAGCAUUUUAACAGACCGCCUCGACCCGCUAACUAAUGAUGCGGCUUGUGCUGGGAGGAUGAAGAAGUUCAUACCCCUUCCCUCGAUGACGCUUCUUGCCAAGAAAAUCGCUGCACACACAGGGGAUGUUCGUGCAGCCUUUGAGGUUCUACGGAAUGCUAUCGAUCUGGCUGUUACAUCUAGCAAAACGCCUGACAUGCUGGAUAGUCCUGAUCCCACAAUUACCCCUUCACACAUACUUUCCGCGUUCAAGGCUUUCGCAUCCGUAAAUACCACUCCCCGUCCAAAGAAUAUCGACGGGACAGGAUCUGUCUAUAUGUCGGGAACAUCUGAUGGUGGCUUAGUGACAAAGGUGCGAGAGCUUGGGCUGCACUCGCGUCUUGGUCUUCUCGCCAUGAUGCUGGCUCGGCAACGGAUCGACAUGGGGCUGGCAAUCUCUGGCUCUUCAGUAUCCUCGACGGUAUCCCCUCGAUCGCCCAUCAAACGGUCACACUCGGCUGUUCCGUCUUCGUCCCGCAAGACUUUGGAUAUGGAUAUCACGCAGCUGCAUGCAUUCUAUUCGUCAAUUCUGACUCGCGGCGAUGGUUCCCUUUUUACACCUGUCUCUCGGAGCGAAUUUGGAGAUCUCUUAGGCGUAAUGGAAACAGUCGGUUUGGUUAGCUUGACUUCAAGCUCCAAUAGCUUACCGGGUACGCCGUCAAGAAGGCGAACAUUUCGCCGCACUGCUUCAGUUACCAAUGGCAGUAGUUCCGCCAGCGGGCACGAAGUUCGCUUCGUGGAUGGCAUACGGAUGGAGGAAAUAACUCGUGGGCUGGGGAUUUCGCACCCGGAUACUCCAGCUAACAUCCCCAAUGACGUACGCGAGGAGGAAGUGCGUGCGAUCUGGAAUAGGGAGAACGCGAGGAUGGCGCGCGAAGCGAAGGCAACUGUAACCCGUCAGGAGAGGGACGACACAUUCUCGGGAGCUUUAGAGAACUGA